Alosa alosa (allis shad) is the source of this 1862-nucleotide messenger RNA. RefSeq names its product Kruppel-like factor 17 (gene klf17). Gene Ontology annotation, molecular function: RNA polymerase II cis-regulatory region sequence-specific DNA binding; DNA-binding transcription factor activity, RNA polymerase II-specific. The coding region runs from base 78 to 1325 and encodes 415 amino acids. NCBI's taxonomy places the organism in Eukaryota, Metazoa, Chordata, Actinopteri, Clupeiformes, Clupeidae. The record is from RefSeq and is a predicted model, not a curated record. The transcript has 3 exons. Gene Ontology annotation, biological process: regulation of transcription by RNA polymerase II.
AGUGCUUAUAUGUUGGGUACUUUCUAUUAGAUAAGUAAAGAGUAUCGUUUUGUUUAAAAAUAAUUUCUUCACGAUAUAUGGCAAUGGCCCUCGCUGACGCGAUGCUGCCGUCAAUAUCUGCUUUUGCAAAUCAGACACAUGAGGUGAAACAGCCUGCUCAGCACUGGAUAGUGGAGACGAGCAUCGGUGACGACAUGAAACCGCUCAUCGAGGUGGAGUUCAGCAUCGUGGAGGCUCCUGCGCUGAGAAAGGAGGAGGAUGACCUGUCGAAGUUUUUGGAUUUAGAGUUUAUCUUGUCCAACACAAUCGGGAAUAAUCCCGGCGGUCAGUCUACGUAUCCACUGCCAGAAUCGCCGGACAGCUGUAGUACAGUGUAUGACAGCGACAGCUCCCACCAAACGUCCAACACUUACGGCAACGGCAGUUAUGGCUCAAGUCCGGGUCAGAGUUUAGUGGCGGAGUUGCUGACCCCUGACAUGGGUUAUCAGGGCGACGCGCAGCAAGAUUACAGACUCACUGAGCAGAGAGAGUAUACUGAGCUUGGAGUCCCAAGCUCAGAGAACCAUGUGCACUUAGCUGCAAGCACCGUAAAUCAUAUGGGAUACAAAAUCAAAACGGAGAGUCAGGAACAGUCGUGCAUGAUGCCAACAGACUUCAUGGGACUUGGCUACGAACAAAAAUCCCCGCGGCUCAUGCACAACGGACUUAUGCAACAGCAGGGGUGCGCGCAGGGGUUUGCACCUCAGAUCCUUCACAGUUUGUCCCGGGACGGAAUGCCGCGGAAAGACUGUCACCUGGCGGAGAUGAGCGCGCACCACCACUCCCAUUUGGUACACUCCCAACAGUACUUGCCAGGUGCGCCUUACCCGCCACAGUACCCCCAGCACCCUGGAGCGCAGCAAUACCAUGGACAAUACGGCAUGUUCAGGGAGCCUAUGCAUGCCCAUCAUCCGGGCAUGCCUGGCGCGGUGUUGACCCCACCAUCAUCGCCAUUGCUGGAAUUCUUCGCCGCCGAAGAUACUAAGCCAAAGCGAGGCCGUCGAUCUUGGGCAAGGAAGCGAACAGCAACGCAUAGCUGUGAAUUUCCUGGCUGCGGGAAAACGUACACCAAGAGCUCACACCUGAAAGCGCAUUUAAGGACACACACAGGUGAAAAGCCUUACCACUGCACCUGGGAGGGCUGUGGCUGGAAAUUCGCCCGGUCAGACGAGCUGACCCGUCAUUACAGGAAACACACUGGACACCGGCCAUUUCAGUGUCACCUUUGCGAGAGGGCCUUUUCGAGAUCCGACCAUUUGGCUCUGCACAUGAAGAGGCAUAUGUAAUUUUUUAUUCUGUAAUCAUUUUUCAUCUCGCUGUUUAGCGGGUGUUAGUUUUUUACUUGUAAAUAUGCGACUUGGAUAAAUUAGGUUAAAUUAUAGUUGUAUUUAAGAAAGAUGAGAUGCUGAUUGUGCAUCCCUUGUAAAUUAUUUUCUGUUGACAUGAAUAAAUGGAUAUGGGACAAAUCGGGGCAGGACCCACUUCAUAUUUUUCUAUAGGCCUAUGCAUUGGGUUAGUUUUGCUUCAUGCUUUUUAUUGUAAUUGUACAUUUUGUAUCCACCGCAUCUGUCAGUGGUGUGUGUUUGUAUUAUAGCAGUUAAGACUGACUGACAGUUUCAUUUAUCAUUUUAGAAAUUGCCAUCAAAUUAAUGACAUGAUGAAGUUAUGGAAUUUAAGCGCUAACAAGAUUAUCUGUAUACUUGAAUUUUCUUUUAAAUCCCUGUUUGAAAAUGGCAGUUCUGUUUCACAGACUAUUGUUGGUUUUAAAGAAUGUCCUUAAAAGCAGUCAAAACAAAUAAAAACAUUCUAAAGAGUAUUCACAA